ACCUCCUCUCAGCUAUCUCAAUGCUUCGGCAUCACACUAGGGAUGGUGAUUGAAAAGGCCUGGUAUGCCUAGGGUUGCUGCUCCCGCCAUACACGACGACAUUGACCUCUUGCAUCGGCUCCCCUCUCAUCCACCCCCCACUACACUACAAGUUUACCCCUCCAUAACCCCACUUCCUUACCAACUAAAACUACCUUUCGUCUUAAAGACGUAGCUUCAGCCUUCCCUCUCUUCUGUUUCCUCUCCCACUUCCACCUCGCAACUCACACACAAAGCCCCCCAACCGCCAAAUCAAAACAAGAUAAUUGCCAGCAAGAUGGGUGUUACUAAGACCACUCACAACGAGGGCUCCGGCGCCAUCCCUAAGCCUGGCCAGACCGUCACCAUUGAGUACACCGGUUACCUCAAGGACACUUCCAAGCCCGACAACAAGGGCAGCAAAUUCGACUCUUCGGUUGGCCGCGGCGACUUCGUCACCCGUAUUGGUGUCGGCCAGGUUAUCAAGGGCUGGGAUGAGGGCGUCACCCAGAUGAAGGUUGGCGAGAAGGCCACCCUCGACAUCACCAGUGACUACGCCUACGGCGAGCGCGGCUUCACCGGCCACAUUCCCCCUAACGCCGACCUCAUCUUCGACGUCCACCUGAAGAACGUCAACUAAACGCUAGGUCUGGUAUUGUGCGAGCGUUUGGCGGCUGCAUGCCAGGGAGGCACGAAAAACGCUGUCUUGGGGCAUUGAUUGAGAAACAGCCUGGAUAGUUGAUUGGUGCUUACAUGGUUAUCCAGGUGAACCGGACUCAUCUAGACUCAAUGGAAUCUCUGCGUGUCGCAUAACUUCCUCAUUGUGUAACUUAUUUCGCAUCAUUGCUCCCGCUUGACCGUCGGAUCUUGUGUACAAUGACGAAUACCAAAAAGUAGGCUUGUGUUGCACGAUAUAUAGUACUGGUUAUACGCAACCUCUGCCCUACUUUUUGUCGUCAAAACUUGCCGAUUGUGCGGUGACUACGAGGUAUACAUCUUCUGCUUUGGGG
Messenger RNA from Colletotrichum destructivum, 1028 nucleotides. Its product is annotated as Putative FKBP-type peptidyl-prolyl cis-trans isomerase domain-containing protein. Gene Ontology annotation, molecular function: peptidyl-prolyl cis-trans isomerase activity. NCBI's taxonomy places the organism in Eukaryota, Fungi, Ascomycota, Sordariomycetes, Glomerellales, Glomerellaceae. The record is from RefSeq and is a predicted model, not a curated record. Gene Ontology annotation, biological process: protein peptidyl-prolyl isomerization. The transcript is spliced from 7 exons. Bases 317 to 658 code for a protein of 113 amino acids. Gene Ontology annotation, cellular component: cytoplasm.